Molecule: messenger RNA, 6852 nt
Organism: Zeugodacus cucurbitae (melon fly)
Lineage: Eukaryota; Metazoa; Arthropoda; Insecta; Diptera; Tephritidae
Gene: rad50
Product: DNA repair protein RAD50
Exons: 12
Coding region: 74-4000 (1308 amino acids)
Biological process (GO): double-strand break repair; telomere maintenance via telomerase; telomere maintenance via recombination
Cellular component (GO): Mre11 complex; condensed nuclear chromosome; nucleus
Molecular function (GO): double-stranded telomeric DNA binding; single-stranded telomeric DNA binding; ATP hydrolysis activity
Source: RefSeq, a predicted model, not a curated record
CGUCGCAAUUUUGCAUUUUAUUUUGUUGUGACUUGUUUUUGAAUUGUUGUGAAAUUUUGCGCCUCUCUAAAAAAUGUCCACUAUUGAAAAAUUAUCCAUACAAGGAAUACGGAGUUUUGGUUCCAAUUCGGAGGAUGUUCAGACGAUAACAUUUUCGUCGCCGGUGUCACUGAUCGUGGGUGAAAAUGGUUGUGGCAAGACGACUAUAAUAGAGUGCCUUAAAUAUGGACUCACUGGUGAAGUGCCGCCUGGUGGUGAUCAUGGACGCAGCUUUGUGCAUGAUCCAAAAAUAUUUAAUCAAGCUGGCACUUUGGGUCAAAUCAAAUUGGAAGUUAGUAAUAUACAAGGAAAACGCCUAUCCGUUUGUCGCUCUAUGAAAAUAUCGAAUAAACGUGGUAAAUAUUCAUUUGAAACACUAGAUGCGACUAUGAACUAUAUAGAUAGUAAAGGUGAUGGCAAAGGCACUACGAAUUCCAUUAGUAAGCGUUGUGUUGAUGUCGAUGUGGCUAUGUGUCAGUUUAUGGGUGUGUCUAAAGCUAUAAUCAAUAAUGUGUUGUUUUGUCAUCAAGAGAAUUCAAGUUGGCCAUUGGAUGAGUCGAAAAAGUUGAAAGAUAAAUUCGAUGCCAUAUUCGGUAUAACCGAAUUUAAUAAAACAAUCGAGCGUAUAAUCAAAAUGCGCAAAGAGGAAGCUGAAAAUUUAAAAGUCAAAGAGACGCAUUUACUCUUUCUUGCACAUUUAAAGCAAGAAAUGGAUGAUAAAUCGCUAACUUUGAAGAAGGCACAAGAGAAGUGUGCAACUAUAGAACAAGAGUGCGAGCGUUGUGAGGAAGAAAUGAAGCCAAUCGAAGCACGUCUGCUGGAGAUACGCAACGUCGAAUAUGAUGUCGGCAAGCAUCAAGCGAAAAAGGUUGAAAUCGAAACCGAACAGAAGAACUGCCAGGAGCAAAUAUUGGCUUUGAGCAGCAAUAUAAAAGUGCCAUUCGAAGGUAGCCGCGAGGAGUUAGAACAAGAAAUUAAUGAUUUCGCACAGAAAAUGCUUGAGAAGCGUCAACGGCGAAAUGUGUUGGACAAAAAGGUGGAUGCGCUGAGGCAAGAAGAAAAAACUUUACAAAGAAACUAUACAGAUUUGGAUAAAAAACGCAUACUGCUGAUGCAGCAACGGCAAAAGGAACAAGAAUGCAUUUCGAAACGUGCCGAACAAUUGAAAACACUCUGUCAACAGUUGGGUAUUACACUCACCGAAGAUUUAGAAUUUCAACCUGAAAGUGUGCCUGCGGUAUUGGAAAAAGUGGAAAAUUCAUUGCUAAAUAAAGAGUGCAGUAUUACGGAAAGCGUGGCGCAAACCGAUAAAGCGGAUAGUGAACGGCAGCGUGAAAUAGACACACAACGUGUGGAACUCACUAAAGUGGAAGAAGGCAUUGUGACAUAUGAAAAACAGAAGAAACUCAAUGAAAAAGAAUUGAGCACAAUUACCAAAGAGAUUGCCGAAAUCGAGACGUCUGCGCAGCGUAUAAAAGUUUUAACCGAAAAUAUAGAACGUCUUAUCAAAAUGAUGGACGAAAUGAAUGGUAAAUGCAAUCAGGAAACACUGCGUGCUGACAUAGCUGAGAAAAAGGCAAAAAUUGUGAAAUUGCAAGAGCAAUUUCGUGAAUUAGACGAGCGUCUAACCAAAUUGAAUAUGUUGUCCAAGUUGAUGGCUGAGAUUACGUUGAAACAAAAAGAGUUGGACAAGAAAGAGCAGGAUGUGAAACGCGUAAAAGGCAAGCACGCCGAUAACUUUAAGAAACUGCUCAGCCGGCCGGUGGAAAGCAAUUAUAAGCGUGCCAUACAAUUGUGCAGCGAAAAGUUGCGUGAUAAUAUUAAGGAGUUAAAUGGGAAAUCCAAUAAAUUGCAAUUGGCCCAACAGUCGUGUGAGAUAAAACGUAAAAAUCUGAAAGCAGAAUUAGUGAAAUUAGAAAAAGAAUUGGAAGAGUCAAAGGAGAAAGUUUACGAAGCGUGUCAUGCCGCAACAUACGAGGAUACGCUGGCUAAAAGCAAAGCGGCAAUGGCGAAAUAUCAAUUAGAGCAUGGCGCCUUACGCUCUGCCGAGGCCAUGUACAAAAAAUACAUAGAAAAGGUCACAGAGGAGCCAUGUUGUCCGCUAUGCCAUAAAGAUAUGACUGAUAAUGAGGCCACCGAUAUCACCAUGGAAUUAUCAGAUGAGAUAAGUCGCUUGCCAGAGAAUAUAAAACGCACAGAAAAACUGUUGAAAGCAGAGCAGAAGCGAUAUGAAAAUCUAUUGCACAUAAAAUCGGUCGUAGAGACAGUCGCUAAACUGGAAGCAGACAUUCCGAAGAAAAAACAAGAACUCAGCAGCAUAGAAGAGAAGUUGGCGGAAUGUGUAGAGGAACGCGAAUCACUACAAAUGCUGCUGGCUGAGCCGACAACUUCUUUGGAGUUGGCUGAUUCGAUGAUGGGCGAUGUCUCACUGCUGGAUGAGGCUAUGAAGGAGAUUACGCGUUUGAAAAAUGAUAUUGCGCAAUUGAAUACAAGAUUACCAGCCGACUUUGAGUCCGAUGUCAAUAUAGAGGAACUGCAAAUGACUAAAGCAGGCGUAUCUGAAGAACUGGAUACUGAACGCCAUAAGUUAGAGGAGACACAGGCGAAUCUCGAGAAAAUCGUAAAUACUUUGAAUAAAAUGCAAGAAAAGAAGAACGCUUAUCAAGAUGAACGCCUAAAACUGCAAGAAGGCCAACAAUCGUUAGCACAGCUGCAGGAGCGUCAAACCGAAUUGAAGAAUUUAAUUGAGAGCAAAACUGCCGAAAUAAAACUACUAACCACGCGACUGCCCACAUUGAAGCAGAAGCUAAAUGCCUUAGUAACUGAGAAGAAUCGCCUUUUGGAGGCCUCGCGCAAGCGUGUGGCGAAAAUGCAAACCGAAUUGAAUGCAUACAAGAAAAUGGACCAUGAAAUAGAGCGCUUAACUAAGGAAGUGCUUGAAUUUCAAACGCUAAAUCUAGUUGCGGAAAUUGCAGAAUUGAAGGAGUCCAUAAAGACGUGCAAAGCGCAGCUUGAAAAGAAGACCGAAGAAAUUUUAAAAACAUCAAAUGAACUCGAAGCGGUCAAAACCGAGUGCUUACAACAAGAAACGCUCGAACGUGAUUUGAAGGAUAACCGUGAAUUGAAGCUAUUGCAGGAUAAAAAGGCGAGUAUUGAUGUGCGGGUACAAGCUAUUACCAAGCAAUUGGGAAAAAUGGAUUUCCCAAAGUUAUCACUGGAAAAGAACACAUUGAUUAAGCAACGUGAAAAGGGCACCGAGCGCAAGGGUGAAUUAAUCGGCAAAAUUGGUGAGGUUAAAGGUCAAAUUAAAAAAUUAGAAAGCGAAAUUGACGAACCCAAAUAUAAGAAUUCACUUGAGAAUUAUCGUCGUGCCUUCUACGAAGUAGACACAUGCAAACAACUGAUUAAGGACUUGGGUGAGAGUCGCAUCAGUUUGGAGUGGUCACUCAUGCAGUUUCAUGCUGAGAAAAUGCAACGUAUUAAUCGGCUUAUACGCGAGUAUUGGCGUCUAAUUUAUCGUGGCAACGACAUUGACUACAUACAAAUACAAACCGAUGAGGUGGAUCUGAAUGCGAAUGCCGAUCGGCGACGCAACUACAAUUAUCGUGUUAUGCAAUCGAAGAAUGGCUCUGAGAUUGAAAUGCGUGGCCGUUGUAGUGCCGGUCAACGUGUGCUGGCAUCGCUGAUUAUACGCAUGGCAUUGGCCGAAACGUUUAGCAGCAAUUGUGGUGUGUUGGCGCUGGAUGAGCCGACAACAAAUUUGGAUCGUAAUAAUAUCCUAUCAUUGUGUGAGGCCUUGAAUCGCAUUGUGGACGAGCGGCGUAUGCAAUCGAAUUUUAUGUUGAUCAUAAUUACGCACGAUGAUGAUUUCAUAUCUACGUUGGGCAAAAUAAACAGCUAUCAUCGUGUAUUUCGUAAUGAUGAAUGCAAAUCGGUUAUACGAAAGGUGAAAGUGUCCUAAAUUGAAAUGAUAAUGUUAAUACAGCAGUUAAGUUGCACUUUUACUUUGCUAUUAAUUUCUAAUUUAUAUAUUUUUGAAUAUAAAUAUUAUAUUUAGCAACUAUAUUCCUAUGAAAGAUACAUUUUUACAGUACUUUGUUUACUUAAACGGCAAAAUUGUUACUCUCUCUUAUAUUAAUAUCUUACUGAAUGAUUUUUGCUAUAUUUCCAGUUAUUAUAAUUUCAUUGUACCAAUUUUCGUCCUUCCGUUUGACUUUGUACCAUACAUUUCGGUAUAUAAAAGAAUUAUCUUAUUAAAAAUCAAGUGCCAAAAAGAUGAGAUCUUGGUACAGAUCUUCCCCUAGUCUCCAUGUAGCCAUUUAGCCAUUAUAACGCGUCUCGUUGUUGUUAUGUUAAUAAUAUAUGGAGAUAUAGCGUAACUGUGCUCUAAAUCCAGAUCCGUGCCGGUUACGUAGACCCUAUGGUUCAAGAAAAUUAUGCGAAAAUAUUUUUUGUAAUUGCGAGAGUAUUUAGCAUUCGGCUGCAGCUGAAUUUGACCCCCGUUUUUUAUGUUUUAAUAUUUUAUAAAUUUGGUUUAAAAAAAUACUUUCAAAUCAAUAUCCAUUAUUUAAAAUUCUGCCGACUCUACGAAACACAAUUGAAUUAGUUUUCUAUGUUUUUGUUUUUAUUUUUUAUUUAUUUAUGUUUUUUUUUUAGUUUUUUUGGUUGGUGUUUUCUCGUUCUUAGUUUCUCAGUUUUUCUUUUAUUUAAUUUUGCUUUUGUAUAGAUAAGCCGUUAAUGUAGUGUGUUUGUUUUUGUUGGUAAUUACCUUUACUUUUUUAAGAAAAAAAAUGGUAAUAUUUUUCAUAAUAAUUAAUAUAUGUACUAGUAUUAUUAUAUAAUUCUUUACAUACUAUUUUUCAAAAAACAACGAUUUUAAUUUAGUAAUAGACAGACAGAUAUAGUCUGUUCUAAAAUUAAGCGAUUUUCUUAAUGUCUUAAUACAUAUAAAUGAAUAAAAUCGGGUCAUAAAUAUUUUAUUUUUAAAUGUAUCAACGUCAGCCACCUGUAGCGUGCUACUGUCUGUCUUGGGAGUAUAUAAUACAUGGUCACUUUUAAAUAUUGUACCGUUUAAAAAUUUGUCCACUGGAAAUAACUAUUGACGAGGUAAAAUACUUCAAAUGUUACUCAUAAUGAAUGAUUGAAUGUCAAAAAAUCUAAGAUUUAUUUUCAAAAGAUCAUUUGAUUUUCUACUAUUCCGUUGAACAUCGCCUUAGGGAGAAGACUUCAGCAAUAACCUGGAUACCCAAAAUCCUGUCCUCUUCUAAAGUAGUAUAGUAGAACGCUGUACUCUCCCAAUCCUUCUCUCAUACUCUCUCUCACAUUCUCAUACUCACACAUACUUCAAACUAUCUCUGUCACACUUUCACUCUCUCUGUCCUACACUCACUCACGCAAUCUAUUGCUCACUCUCAAUCAUUUCUCUCUCCCUCACACACAUUCAUUCCUCUCUCUCAAUUAAAAAAAGAAAUUUUUAUAUAUUUUUUGUUUAUAUGUGUUUUUAUAUAUUUAUUUUUUAAUUUAUAUAUUUUUUAAUGUUUUUUUUUAUAAUUUUUUAAUGUUUUUUAAAUACUUUUUUAAUAUUUUUUUAGUUUUAAAAAUUUUUUUAUUAUUAUUUUAUGAAAUAUUUUUUAAUUAAAUUUUUUUAUAUAUAUUUACUUUAUAUUUUUAAAUAUUUUUUUAUACUUUUUUGUAUUUUUUUUUUUAAUCUAUCGUUCACUCUCACUCAUUUCUCUCUCUAUUUCUCUCACUCAUUUCUCUCACUCAUUUCUCUCUCUAUUUCUCUCACUCAUUUCUCUCACUUAUUUCUCUCACUCAUUUUUCUCACUCAUUUCUCUCUCACACUCAUUUCUCUCUUUCAUUUCUCUCUCACACUCAUUUCUCUCUCUCUCACACACUCAUUUCUCUCUCUCUCACACUCAUUUCUCUCUCUAUCUCACUCAUUUCUCUCUCACACUCAUUUCUCUCUCACACUCAUUUCUCUCUCUCUCACACACUCAUUUCUCUCUCUCUCACACACUCAUUUCUCUCUCUCUCACACACUCAUUUCUCUCUCACACUCAUUUCUCUCUCUCUCACACACUCAUUUCUCUCUCUCUCACACACUCAUUUCUCUCUCUCUCUCACACUCAUUUCUCUCUAUCUCUCACACACAUUCAUUUCUCUCUCUCUCUCUCUCUCUCUCUCUCUCUCUCACACUCACUCUAUCGUCUUCUCACUCUCACUUACCAUACCGCUCACUCUCACUAACUCCCUCCCUCCCUCACUCUCUGGUAAUUUUUUGUUUUGAAAUAAAAUUCUCGCCCGUAACCCGACUCUAACUGUUCUAAUUCUUUCAUUUCAAUCGAACAUCUGUCAAUUGACGUCUAAUUCGUAAGAGUCAUAACGUAACCAAAGUAAACAAACAUAUUUACUAACGUAACAUAAUAAAAAUAGUAAGAAGAGUGCUGUAGUUGUAAUUUUACAAAUAUUGACAAAGUUACCUUAUCUUUCGAGAGCAACUGUAUCAAUAACAUUCGCGACGCAAAUACUCACUCCAUUGUGCGACCCCGUUCCGUACUAAUUUAGUUACGCAAAUUCAUACACCUCUCGCUAUAAAUAUUCGCAAUAUCGCCAUUGAUAUCCUCAGUACUUAUCGGGUUAUUGCAACCAAGCAGUCUUAAGUUGACAGUAUUCAACGGUAUAUAGAACGAAGUUAAAAAUCAGCAACAAAACAUGAAGUCAUCUAUGUUAUUCGUUUCGUUAUUGCUGAUCGCCACUUUGCUACUGGUCAGAGUGCCUGAAGCAGAAUCGACAAUAAUUCUAUUGCUUUGU